AUGUCACAACCUCUUGUCUACCGCUUAAGAUGUGCCGCUCAAAAUUAUGCUUGGGGAAAAUUAGGUGCUGACAGCAAAGUAGCCCAGUACAUUAAAGCUUUAGAUGACUUUGCAGUCGAAUCUGACAAACCUUAUGCUGAGCUUUGGAUGGGUACACACCCUAAUGGCCCAAGCACUUUGGCAAUUCAACCAACGAGUUUUCUUAAAGAUGUAAUAAAAUCUAAACCUGAACUUAUAACUCCAGAAUUGGCCAAAAUUUACAAUGGUGAUUUACCAUUCUUGUUUAAAGUCUUGUCUGUAGGCAAAGCACUUUCGAUCCAAGCUCAUCCUGACAAGAAACUCGGUAAAGAACUAUUCGAAAAGUAUCCAAACAUAUACAAAGAUCCUAAUCACAAACCUGAGAUGGCUGUAGCAAUUACGGAGUUUGAAACGUUAUGUGGUUUUCGUCCAUUAGAGGAAAUCGUAGUUUUCCUUUCCGAAUAUCCAGAGUUUCGUGAUCUUGUUGGAAAUGAUGUUGCAUCAACUUUUGUUCAGACUGUUAGCGGAAGAGAAUGUUCAGAAAUUGUUGAAGAAGUCGAAUCAAACAAAGUUGCUCUUCGGCAACUAUUUGCUUCUUUGAUGACAGCAGAUCCAAAUAAUGUUGUAGCUUGUGUGAAAAAAUUAGUUUCUCGAUUGCAACCUAACAAUUAUCCAAUAGGAAGCACACAAGAGCUUUUAGUUAGGUUGAACGAGCAAUUUCCGGGAGAUGUAGGAAUAUUUUGUGUAUUUAUGUUAAACUAUGUAAAAUUAGAACCAGGUCAGGCUAUGUUUUUGGGAGCUAAUGAACCUCAUGCUUAUUUAUUUGGAGAUUGUGUUGAGUGCAUGGCAACAAGUGAUAAUGUGGUUCGUGCUGGAUUGACACCAAAGUUUAAAGAUGUCCCCAUACUUGUAAACAUGCUAACUUAUCGAUAUGGAAAUGCAAAAUCUCAAAUUCUUACUCCAAUUUCAUAUAACAAUUCAUCUAGUUCUUUGUUGUAUGAUCCACCGAUUGAGGAAUUCUCUGUAAUAUUAACAAAUUUGAAUACACAAUAUCAAAAGGAAUUUUUCAAAAGUAUUGCUGGUCCUAGUAUUAUUAUUAUUACCGAGGGAAAAGGUGUUUUACAAAUUGAAAACAAAUCUGAAGUUUUAGAACCUGGUAGUGUUUUUUUUGUCGGUGCAAAUGUACCGAUUACUAUAGAAUUGGAUAAUGACUGCGACAAGCUUAUUUCAUAUCGCGCAUUUUGGAUGUUAAAGUCCG
Racocetra persica is the source of this 1276-nucleotide messenger RNA. The record is from the annotation of a GenBank genome assembly. NCBI's taxonomy places the organism in Eukaryota, Fungi, Glomeromycota, Glomeromycetes, Diversisporales, Gigasporaceae.